UCCGCCGGGGAAGAGCAAGCGAGGAAAGCAGCAGCAGCAGCAGCAGGAGGAGGAGGAGGAGGGAGCCUUGCAAGGCAGCGGCAGGAGAAGCGUGUCUGAGAUGGCGACUGUGCUGUCAAGGAGGCUGGGGAAGCGUUCCCUGCUGGGUGCCCGCAUUUCCGCUCCUCCUUUGCUUGGGGAGGGGGUGCUUGUGCCAGCCCAGGCCUUGCACCCGGAUCACCACGACAAGGGCUCCCCGCCUCUUGUUCCAUAUGAGGAGCACGGAGAUGGCCCAACGGAUCAACACCAGAACUGGCCAGCGCUGCUCCCAGGCCAAAAGGUGUGCUUCUUUUGCAAUGGGCAAGAGAAAACUGGAUUGAUGGAGCACCACGACAGCGACAGCAAUGAAGUGAAAGUCUUGCUCCCGGAACAGGGAUUUUCUGUCUGCAGAAAAGCCGAGGAAGUGAGGUUGGCUAAUGCCCAGGUGUUGCCUUGCCCGCCUCUGGAAAUGGAGCACAGCACGCAUGCGGCAGCAGGCUUCGAUGCCAUGGCCAUGGCCAUGGAAGAUUGCCCGACCUCGACAGCUGACGCCGUGGCAUCUGCUCUGAGAUCCGUGUCUCAGAAUAUCGACGUACCUAAAAGGAAAUCAGAUGCUGCAGUGGAGAUGGAUGAGAUGAUGGCUGCCAUGGUCUUGACCAGUUUAUCCUGCAGCCCUGUGGUACAGAGUCCACCCAACAGUGAUGCCAGCAUCCCAGCAUCCCAAGGGGUCUCUGACGUCUGGAAGGAGAGUGGGGAGAUGUCUGACGGUGGUAGCAGCACCACUAGUGGGCACUGGAGUGGCAUCUCCACCCCUUCGCCACCGCACUCGGAGGCCAGCCCAAAGUACUCGAGCGAAGCCCUCAGCUCUCCUCGGACCGACGAUGGGUUCGAGACCGACUCGGACCCCUUUCUCUUUGAGGAGCCUGCUCCGCGGAAAAGAAAGAACUCAGUGAAGGUGAUGUACAAGUGCUUGUGGCCCAGUUGUGGCAAAGUCCUUCGCUCCAUCGUCGGGAUCAAGAGGCACGUGAAGACUCUACACCUGGGGGAUAACACCAACUCUGACCAGAGGAAGAGGGAAGAAGACUUCUACUAUACUGAAAUGCAAGUCAAGGAGGAGGCACCCCCUGAGCCGGCUGUGACUGUCCCAAGCCCCUCUGCCGGCUCUUCCCCAAUAGUCAUCCAGCAGGCACCGUCCCAGUCGGAGGCUCUCAUCCUGGAUCAGGCAGCAUCUCUGGAGCCUCACCUGCCCAGCAGUGUCCUCAGCCAGUCGGCCCCCAGUUCAUUCUGGCACAUCCAAGCUGACCAUGCUUACCAGGCUUUGCCGUCCAUUCAGAUCCCAGUAUCUCCACACAUAUUCACCAGUAUCAGCUGGGCUGCAGCCACAUCCACCAUCCCCACCCUCUCACCGGUCCGAAGCCGGUCCCUGAGUUUCAGUGAGCCACAGCAGCAGACGCCGCCCCCGCCUCCUCCUGUGCUGAAAUCCCACCUGAUUGUUGCAUCUCCCCCUCGGGCGCCCAGUGGCACCAGGAAAGUCCGUGGGGAAGCCAAGAAGUGCCGCAAAGUUUACGGCAUCGAGCACCGGGACCAGUGGUGCACAGCCUGCAGGUGGAAGAAAGCGUGCCAAAGGUUUUUGGACUGAGAGCACCUGCAAGAAUGCACAGAGCGCAUAUACAUGUAUAUAUACACAUACAACACACACACAUAAACACUUUUUCCAGUGGGAAGGCUGGUGAGAGCUCCCUCUUGCCGUUUGGUCAAGAAUGAGCAGCCAGACCUCUGUGUUUUUGCCACAUUGUGGCCCUGGGUGGCCUUGGAAGCCAUAUCCUGGUGCCUUGGCCCAGAUCUUGCAAGCCAGCUGGUCAUCCUGAGGUCUGUACAGGUUUUCUAAUGUUCAUUGUUUUGUGGGAAUGUUUUUCUUUUCUUUUCUUUUCUUUUUUUUUUACACAUUUUCCUUUUUUAAAACACACAUAAACACACAUACACACAUA
This is a messenger RNA of Sceloporus undulatus (fence lizard), 2006 nucleotides long. RefSeq names its product zinc finger protein 395 (gene ZNF395). Gene Ontology annotation, biological process: regulation of transcription by RNA polymerase II. The transcript has 10 exons. Gene Ontology annotation, cellular component: nucleus. Gene Ontology annotation, molecular function: DNA-binding transcription factor activity; RNA polymerase II cis-regulatory region sequence-specific DNA binding. The record is from RefSeq and is a predicted model, not a curated record. Lineage: Eukaryota; Metazoa; Chordata; Lepidosauria; Squamata; Phrynosomatidae. The coding region runs from base 101 to 1657 and encodes 518 amino acids.